GUAUGUGUAAUUCGACAAUAUUGAUCAUAGAGAGUUUAAAGUCUUAUAUACAAAAAUUCAGCUCUUGAAUCGAUAAAAGUUGAAAAAUAUAACUCACCAUUCAGUUGCAAUUUUAAUGCAGAUAUUGGAUAAGGCAAUUGAAAUAUUGAGUUGGUAUUAAAACUGGGUAGUGAUAUUUCUUAACAUUUGCUUGAUUUGUGAGUUACAAGUAAUUAACAUUAUGCCAAAUAAAAAGGACGACAGGGACCAGAAAAGAAAUAAAGAGGAAAAGGAGAAAGUGAAGGAAGAUGGUGAUGAAGAGGUUGUGAUAAUAGUGGACGGAAAGCCGUUUCAUUUUUCGAGCGAACUGCUAUCACGGCAUUCAAGCGUUUUUAAACAGCAAUUAAAAGACCAUAAACGGCAACAGAGGCGAUUUGAAAGACUGGAAGAUGACAUGCAGUAUCUAGAUGUCGCAGACUGUAUGGACUUCGAGGACGUGAGUGAAAUAGGAAUAGUCAUAGAGGACUUUAAAUAUUCUGAGGUUAAGCCGGCCUUGGAUAUAUUGCUAUGCCAGGGAAAGGCCAGCGAUCUAUCACAAAAGAAAAUUCGGAAAAUAUUGCCGUUUCUGUACAAGUACGAAAUAACUAAACUGAAAGAUUUGUGUGAGCAGAAGCUGCAGAGUCUGUUAUCCUCGAGUGACAAUGCUGACCACAAGUCUGCAUUAGACCAUCUCUAUCUAGCUGAAAAAUACAGCUUGAAACGGCUCAAGAGCGUUUGCAUUGACCUAUGUGCAACAGACACCAGCACAGCUAACAGGCACAAUGUUACAAAAGAUAAACACGUUGUUGAGAAAACAAAGAUAGAAAUUCUGAACUUAAUGUUUGAAAAAAUGGAAAAAAGGUAUGAAUACAAGUUGCAGCGCAUACAAUCAGAUAUGAAUAAAAGAUGUCGACAAAUCGAAAAGAACAGAGAGAAGUUUAUGGAACAAACCGAACAAUGGAAAAAAGAUAUGAGUGAUAAAGUGCAAGAAGCCUUAAAUGAAGGGGACCAAAUACAUGCAGAUCAGAAUGAAGCAUUGAAAAAGCCCGCUAAAGAAUGGGACAGAAUAUAUGCAGAGAUAAGUAAGAGUAUUCAAAACGCCGAAAACAAAGGUGAGCACUUACAGGAAGAUCUCUUUGAGAAGAUUCAGCAAGCUGUCAAAGAAGGGAAGAAAAUGCAUGCAGAAAUAACUAAAGUCAGGCAAUGCAAAAUCAAUGAAGCAUUAGAAGAAUCUUUGAGGGAGAAUUACGAUCUAUAUGAUCAACUUGACCAACAAUCAGUUGAGCUGGAUGAACGAAACAAACGUUUGACGGAAUCUGAAAUAGAGAUCGAAAAGGCUAAUCUUUUGACGGACAAAGCUAAUGCGAAACUGCAUAAAUACAUGCAGAAAGAUCAUGAGCUGAACACAUGGAUGAAAUGGGCCAAACCGGUCAAGGAAUAUGGCGAGGGAUGCACAUGUUUUCGACAUGUGCAAUACAGGAAAUGUUUGGCUGUCAAUUAAAGUGUUUGCUACAUUUGACAAGUUGACACAAGUUGGCUCAUGUAGUUUUAAGCCGCAUGUGAAAUUGAAAGUACAUGUACAUGUAGAAUAGUUAUUUUUAGCUGAAUAGAUUUACUUAAACAGAUUGAUCUACAAAUUGUGUUGACCCUUCUAUUGGAUUUAUUUAAUGACUGAUUUCUGCCAUUUCGUGUUUUCGACUUUUUGCGGCAAAUGGCGAAAACGCGCCAAGUCUCGGGGCGAACAUAUGUUAAGUUUCGGGGCGAAUAAGGCGUAAAGUGACAGGAAGAGAAUGCGACAAAAUUAUUGGCAAAUUAUCCAAUACACAAUCUAUGAUUAUGUGAUUAUUAAAUAAGCUUACUUUUGUUAACUAUUUUUUAAGUUUUCAGUUAGACUUUAUUAUAAAACUGUUUUGCUAUUUGUUAUUUCUUUGAAAUAAAAUCGAUAUGUCUGUUUGUAAUAAAGUUAUGAUAUGAUA
This is a messenger RNA of Mya arenaria, 1994 nucleotides long. RefSeq lists its product as uncharacterized. NCBI's taxonomy places the organism in Eukaryota, Metazoa, Mollusca, Bivalvia, Myida, Myidae. Bases 221 to 1519 code for a protein of 432 amino acids. The record is from RefSeq and is a predicted model, not a curated record. The transcript is spliced from 2 exons. Gene Ontology annotation, molecular function: protein binding.